AUGGAGAAACGCUCUCUUGGUGAAAUACCUGGGGAAACCGGGGGCUUUUCCCCUCUUCCAAUAGCGUCUGCUUCGUCUCUGGAAUCUGACAGGGAAAGUCGACUUCAUCGACAUGACCCUUGGAAACUGUUUGAUCAGUAUGUCGUUGCCCAAAGGUGGAAACCAAAGUUCGAUGCCUCCAAGGCGAAGGUAGAGAAGAUGGUUGUCUGGGCUAGGGUUCCAGGUAUACCAAUCGAAUAUUUCAGAGAAGAUGCAAUCAAGGAGAUCUUGGCGAUAGUGGGCACACAGCUGAAACUGGACAUGACAACGGCGGGGGUUCAGAGAGGCAAAUUCGCGAGGGGUGCUGUGGAAAUCGAUCUAACAAAGCCACUAGUGGCAGUGGUGAUGGUUGAUGAUCUUCCCUGGAACGUGGAGUUUGAAGGACUUCACGCCAUCUGCUUCGACUGUGGAGAGGUUGGGCAUCGCUCUGCAACAUGCCCUAAAAAUCAGAAGGCGGCCGGAAUGGAGCAGGGUAUUCCGCAAGAGGAGGGCAUGACAGAUAAUAUGGAUGUGGAAGAUCCUCAGACUCCUACUCCGAUCGCCAAACAUGGCGCAUGGAUGAUCGUAAAACGUAAGUCAAAAGGUUCAGACAAGGGCCUUGGUAAACAGAGAGGGAAAUCAAAAGGAGAGGUCAAAACCAGUUCGAUGAAAUCUGUCAAUGGGUCUAAGGCAGCACAAACCAGUGCUAGAACCGGAACUGCGAGUGGUGAUGCCCAACUGGCCGGAAUUCGUAAACCCUCAGUGCAUACCGCUACUAACCUCGCAGGAUCUAGAGGGAUUGUAGGAGACACCUGUUUUACUUGCUGA
This is a messenger RNA of Ipomoea triloba (trilobed morning glory), 846 nucleotides long. RefSeq lists its product as uncharacterized. The record is from RefSeq and is a predicted model, not a curated record. Gene Ontology annotation, molecular function: zinc ion binding; nucleic acid binding. The transcript is spliced from 3 exons. NCBI's taxonomy places the organism in Eukaryota, Viridiplantae, Streptophyta, Magnoliopsida, Solanales, Convolvulaceae. The coding region runs from base 1 to 846 and encodes 281 amino acids.